This is a messenger RNA of Oryzias latipes (Japanese medaka), 1382 nucleotides long. It is a transcript of the gene rasl11b, whose product is annotated as RAS-like, family 11, member B. The record is from RefSeq and is a predicted model, not a curated record. Gene Ontology annotation, molecular function: GTP binding; GTPase activity. NCBI's taxonomy places the organism in Eukaryota, Metazoa, Chordata, Actinopteri, Beloniformes, Adrianichthyidae.
GCGCCUUAAAAGCUGCGCGCGCGCGGCGUCUGGAGCUCAGUCUGUGCCAGUGGAGACUGCGUGGAGACUGUUUGUAGCAGAACUUUGCCGGAUCUUUUGUUCUCUCAGGAGGAGAACCAUGAGGCUGAUCCAGAACAUGACGACCAUCACGGAGUUCUGCGCUCCGGAGAACCAGCCGCUCAGCCGGGUCAUUAAGAUCGCUGUCGUAGGGGGAAGCGGAGUGGGGAAGACGGCGCUGGUGGUGAGGUUCCUGACCAGGCGCUUCAUUGGAGACUACGAGAGAAAUGCUGGUAAUCUGUACUCCAGAGAAGUUCAGGUGGACGGAGAACAAGUCACCAUUCAGGUUCAGGACACGCCUGGGGGAGAGAUGACUAAUAACGGCGUCAAGCUGCCUGACCAUGUGACCUGCUCCAUCCAGUGGGCGGAUGCUGUGGUGCUGGUUUACUCUGUGACAGACCGCCGCAGUUUUGAUCUGAUCAGUCAGCUGCACCAGCUGGUUGUCCGGGCAGGAGGCGCCAUUGUGCCCCCUGUGAUCCUGCUGGCCAACAAAGCUGACCUGUUGCACCUGAGGAGAGUGGACUCCCAGCAGGGCCCCCUCCUGGCUGGAGCCCUGGGAUGCUCCUUCUAUGAAGUGUCCGCCAGCGAGGACUACAACCAAGUGCACGGAGCGUUCCACAGGCUCUGCUGCCAGCUGGCCAAGCAGCCCCCCGCCCCAUCCAGCUCGCCACACACUGGCGCCAGCGCUGCCCCAGAGAAGAGACGCUCACCACUCAUCCCCCGGCCCAAAUCCCCCAAUAUGCAGGACCUGAAGAGGCGCUUCAAGCAGGCGCUGUCGGCUAAAGUCAGGACUGUCACCUCGGUGUGAAGGGAGCUGAGAGGUGAUCUGGACCGGUCAGAGUUAAGAUUCAUGCUUCUCCACUGAAGCGGAGAGGGCAGACGAGGCAUGAACAGUCAGCAGGAAGGAGACGCGGCUUGUCGGGGAGGAGCCCACCGUGUCAGAUGGAAGACAUCCUGGGGGGAGGUUCAACAUCAGCUGAGGAGGAGAGGAGCAGCUGAAGGUGUGGAACCCAGGUCUGACUGAGCUUCGUUACAAACUGUCCCUGAGGCUCUCCUGGCAUGGGGAUGCAGUGUGUUGGCAUGGGGGUGUCUGUGGCAGCUCUUCAGACUGCCUGGAGUCGUACCAGCAUCUUCACCCAGAGCUGUGAUGUCAGCAUCUCAUGUGUAAAUAUGGUGUUUGUAUUUUGCAGCUCCACCAUGGGAGAAGAGAUGUAGCAUAUGUUGGUCACGACCACUAUUGCACUUUAUACAAAUGUAAAUGUCCAGAGGGCCUAGUCUUAUUUAUUUGGUUACAAUUUUGUGCAUAAUAAAUGUUUCAAAACAAA